AUGACCCUGCAUACGGAGAAAGGUGGAAUAAGUAGAUCAGCAAGACGGUUCCUCUGGAAACUGAGCUACUUACAACGAAAAUGCAUAUUCUCUGUUCUUUCUGUUGGCAGAUUCCCUACUCACAUUGCCUUCAUAAUGGAUGGAAAUAGAAGAUAUGGAAAGCAGCGAAACCUUAAAGGGGGGGCAGGACACAAAGCUGGGUAUUUGGCCCUCAUGCUCAUGGUUAUUUACUGCUGUGAACUGGGGAUAAAAUAUAUAACAGCCUACGCCUUCAGCAUCGAUAAUUUCAAGCGUGGGCCUGAAGAAGUUCAAUAUAUCAUGGAUCUGAUGCUGGAGAAGAUCGAGCUAGAAUUAAGUAAAGAAGAUAGCUUAUUUAGCCGCUAUGGAGUCAGGGUUCAUUUCUCAGGGAACAUGGAACUCUUAAGCGACCCCAUUAAGGAUGCAGCCAAGAGACUGAUGGUGGCUACCGCCAACAACUCUAACAUUUUGCUCACAGUCUGCCUUGCCUACACUUCCAUGAAUGAAAUCCUACAUGCUAUUCAAGAAACUUAUCAGGAAAAGCUGGCACAGAUUCAACUUCAGGAGUCGAUUUCAGAAGGGAGGAUCAGCAUGUGUAAUCCGGAGCAGGGCGACCACGUUUUAAAGUUAGCAGAGAUUGAGAAGCACAUGUACAUGGCAAUUGCACCUGAUCCUGACAUUAUAAUUCGUACUUCCGGUGAAAAUCGGCUGAGUAAUUUCCUGCUGUGGCAAAGUGCAAAUAGCUGUUUGAUUUCUUUCUCUCAGCUUUGGCCUGGGAUUAGUUGUUGGCAUCUGGUUUGGGCGGUUUUGAACUUCCAGCGAAACCACUAUUAUUUGGAGAAGAAAAAAAAGAAGCAAAUAUGA
Molecule: messenger RNA, 882 nt
Organism: Theobroma umbraticum
Lineage: Eukaryota; Viridiplantae; Streptophyta; Magnoliopsida; Malvales; Malvaceae
Source: RefSeq, a predicted model, not a curated record